GUUGAAAAUAGACGCGACGAUACGUCAGCGACGAUAGCCGCCGACUAUUUUCGAACAACGGUCUCUCAGCACUCCCGGAAUCGUGACUCCGCACACGCAUCACGACUAAGGAAUCGCGAGCAUCCGGUGCCCAGAUCGCUUCCUUUCGUUGCCGGAUCGCGACGCCGACUCUUCGAGACGCCGAUUCAAGGCGGAAACUUCGAUCAAAGAUCGCCGCUUACUCGCUCUUUCGAGAGACACUCGAUGAUGGCUCGAGCACACGUUGCUCUGCUCCUCGUCGCCGCAUCGCUGCCGAUUUUCGGUGACACCGCCUCCGCUCACAUUCAUAUGCAUAAUCACAAGCUCGACAGAAAUGAAAGGAUAGAAGACGGGGCCUUCGGCUCCCGCGACGCCGAUCAUUACGUGGAUGGCGAGCAUCAUCAUGAGUUCGAUCACGAAGCUAUUCUAGGAAGUACGAAAGAAGCGGAAGAAUUUGAUAAACUCCCAAUAGAAGAAUCUAAAAGGAGAUUAGGAAUUUUACUUACUAAGAUGGAUUUGAAUAAUGACAAAUAUAUAGAGAGAAAUGAGUUAAAAGCCUGGAUCUUGCGUUCUUUCAGUAUGCUGUCUGCAGAAGAAUCUCAAGAUCGCUUAGAUGAAGCUGAUAUAGAUGGAGAUGACAAAGUGACCUGGGAUGAAAUCCUGCAGGAUACUUAUGGCAACAAUCCUGAAGAUUUAAGUUUUGAUGAUAAAUUUAUCCUAAAUGACAGAGAGAUAUUUGAAGCUGCAGAUUUAAACAAAGAUGGUUAUUUGGAUUCGGAGGAAUUCAAAGCUUAUACACAUUCUGAGGAGACACCUAGAAUGUUCCCCUUAUUGUUGAAGCAAGCUUUGGAAGACAAAGACACAGAUGAAAAUGGAUACAUUAAUUUUCAGGAAUAUGUCGGUGAAAGAGCCAAAUCUAAGGAUAAAGAAUGGUUAUUAUCAGAAAAAGAUAAAUUUGAUUAUGAACAUGAUAAAAACAGAGAUGGUAGAUUGGAUGCGGAUGAAAUUCUUUCUUGGCUUGUUCCAAGUAAUGAAGAAAUAGCAAACGACGAGGUGGACCAUUUAUUUGCAGGUUCCGAUGAUGAUCACGAUAAUAGAUUAUCAUUCGAAGAAAUAUUGGACCAUCAUGAUGCUUUUGUAGGUAGCGAAGCAACAGAUUAUGGUGACCAUUUGCAAGAUAUCGAGCGUUUCACCGACGAACUUUGAGAGUCGUUGAUCGAUUGGACUGAUAAUAUGGAUAUUAUCUUUUGUAAUAUUCAUUAGGCAUAUUCAUUUCCAACUGAAAGUAUUUUUAAUACACUACUCAUAACGAUAAUAUUAUUUUAUUAAUUAUGUCUUUAAGGAAUCCUAUGAGCAAUAUCUCCAAAUUUUAAAUUAGUAUUUA
Molecule: messenger RNA, 1402 nt
Organism: Camponotus floridanus (Florida carpenter ant)
Lineage: Eukaryota; Metazoa; Arthropoda; Insecta; Hymenoptera; Formicidae
Product: reticulocalbin-2
Exons: 5
Coding region: 244-1224 (326 amino acids)
Cellular component (GO): endoplasmic reticulum
Molecular function (GO): calcium ion binding
Source: RefSeq, a predicted model, not a curated record